Messenger RNA from Frieseomelitta varia, 5170 nucleotides. RefSeq lists its product as uncharacterized. The transcript is spliced from 9 exons. The record is from RefSeq and is a predicted model, not a curated record. Lineage: Eukaryota; Metazoa; Arthropoda; Insecta; Hymenoptera; Apidae. Bases 1063 to 4548 code for a protein of 1161 amino acids.
CUGCUGCAGCAUAUACGUACAUAUACGAAGGCGUAUCAUUAUACGUGUUGCGUUUGUUUGGAAGCGACCGCGAUUUAACAGUGACAGUGACGAAUAUUGGCCUCUCCCCGGGAAGAGAAAUGGCCAAACGUUAUCCGUAUGUUUGAAACGGUUCCGUACAUCGAACCGUUAUUUGUCGGCAAAUAUAUCUUUUGAGUGGUCGAACGACUUCAAUCGCGGUGCAAAAGGCGAGGCGAGCUCUCUUACGUUGGUCCUUGGUAUUAGUAGCCCUGGGCGGCUCAUACGCGAGUUCAGUGUGAAUCAAUUACCAAAGUAGCAUGUUCGCGAGACGAGAUACGAGUAACGUUAAACAUGGUGCACGUAUAAAUCUGUCGAUCGGUGUCUAUAAUACGGACUUGGCAUUCUUUCGUACGUUUUCGCCUCUUCUACGAACUAUUUUUAUUCUACGUCGCGGUUCCACACACACGCGAGCUUAAGCCUUUCCUUUCCGGAUCACGCGGUACAUUACAAAGUUGCAGCUCCAACGGGACCUAACCUCUUCAAGAGAUGUUACCGUCAGGCACGAGGGUAAUAUCGAUUGGAACUCGUUGAUUCCGAUCACGUCUGCGAAACAAAACGAACGAGUUUUGUGGGAACGUCUGUUGGUUUUCUUCUGUAUCAAACAGCGGGCCGUGAUUGUCCGACAACUGUUACAUCUCCUUUAAGCGGCCAAACGUCCUUCAAAUGAGUCGAACGCUUUAAGAAUCUUUUCUCGUGCGUCUGAACCGACAGCAUCGAUUAUCUGCAAACGUAUCAGUGAACCUUACGGGGAAAAAAAGCCGUCGAAACCAGAAGAAUGUCGCUGAAAAUAGUCAUUGCCGAGAAAGUGAUUUUACGGGAGAGAAAUUGUAAAACGAAGACGAACGAAUCGAACGGAAUAACUUGACAUGCCGGCGUUGUAGCAUGAAAUAGCAGUUGGUGGAUAUUUAGAAGAGAAAGCCAUUAUCACCCGUUGAUGGACCACUUGCGGUAGAUCUGCGUGGCGCGUACUUCAAAAAUGAUACCAAAAGGGAAAAAAGCGGAAUGUUAAAAUUGAACAAUGAUGAAUCAAAACGAUCAAUUACCGAAUUGUUUCCUUGGAUUCUAGAAUUUAGGAAAAUGUGUAGAUCUAUACAUACGUGGAAAAAUAUGUCAUCUUUAACAGAGCUUAUGCAAUUUUAUGUGAGAAAUGUAAGUGUCAGUGUAAAUGAAUGUUACACAAAGCCUUCAAGAGCUUCAAAAUUAAAGGAUUCUAUUAGUGAGACUUUAUUGUUAUUCUUAUAUAUUUAUCGUGAACUUUCAGAGGAUCAUGAUAGGUUCAGUUAUUUAAAUUAUAUGUCAGAUUUAUUAGCAUUUUACAUAGAUAUGGAAUUAAAAGCAUCUAGGAAAAGUAAAGAAGAUCAUGAUAAAAUAUGUGGAAGAAUUACUUCCUGUCUGUAUGUUUAUUUAGAACAUUCCGUGGAACAUUUAUUAGAUACUUUGAUCAAGAUACAAUUUAUGUGUCGCAGUUAUCAUCAUAUUUUAGAUCCAAUUAUAACGAAAAUAAUAAGAGAUAUUCCUAUACAUCCAGAAUCAAGUAUUAUGUAUAUUCGUUACUUUUUUAUUUAUCGUUUGUGGAGAAAAAUAAAUGAAAACGUGGCUGUAAAAAAUCAAAUAACAGCUGCUGCAAUGGUAUCUCUGGGUCCAUUGCCAUCUACAUUCUCAUCAAGUAUAUUAGAGGAUGUGUUGCCAAAAGUGCCAAAGAAUCAACCAAAUUCUACAAAAACUCUAUUGCAGCAUAAAUUUAAUAUAAAAAAGCACUGUGAAAUGUUUGCACAAUACUGCAGGAAAAGCGGUGAAAGUGUAUACCAGGAUGGAACUUCCAUUGAUUCUUCCAGUAGAAUUAAUUCUAAUACGCCGGAAGAUAAGGUUAAGAAAGAUAUAGAGUAUGUAGAUAAUAAUGUGAAUUCAAUUAUAUCGGAUAAAAAUAAACAGAAUGAAUCUAUUUCUUUGUUAAAUAAUUUUAAAAUUCUAAAUUUGGAAGGACAAACUAGUUUUAAAUGUUUAGAUACUUUUUCGAAUAAAAUUUCUACGAAGCAUAUUGAUUCUAAAAUAAUUAAAUCAAACAAAAAUCGUUUGGGAAGGAAAUGUAAGAAAUCCAAUCAAAUUGUAAUUAUUGAUUUAACUAGUGAUACAGUGCUCGAGAAGUGUAUAAAGAAAGGGAAAUCUAGUAAAAAGUUGCCCUGGUUAGAAAAGGCGAAAAAAAAUAUCGAUUCAAAGAUAGUAAAAUCAUCGCAAAAGAAGAAAAGACAGAGAAACAUGGAAAACAAUUCGCGGAAUGUUCGACAUCGACCGGAAGAUUCCUCUCAAUCGGUACGCGAAACCGCGACCACGGAAGAUCUCAGUGAAAAUCAUGAAUCUGAUACAUGCCGUACAGUCGUCCUUAAUAAUGAUGAGAAUAAAAUGGACACUAACGAGGAAUUAACAACUUGUACAGAGAAUAUAAGAAAAUCGAUUGUUACGCAAGUCAAUACUAAAGAAGUAAAUGAGAAAACAUCUACGGUAAUCGAUGAAACACUUUCGAGCAGUGUUGUUAAUAAUAAUUGUUUAAGUAACGCGGAUAUUUUGAAUAUGCAGAGUGGCGAAGAGGUGAAUAAUAGUUUUAAUAAACAAACUGUGAUCAAGCACUCGAUAGAAACGGACGUGUUCUCAAAGCCUGCAGAGGACGAAAAAGUUGAAAGUUUAAAAAAUGUCUGUGAUUUAGAAACAGAACGUCCAGGUGUAAAUAAUUCCACGAUAUGUACGCAGUACGAUUCUGAGGAUAAUGCUGUUAGUUCUAAUCGUUCUAAUUUUAAUGUAAUAAACGAUAAAGAAACCAAAAAGGUAUUAUCGCCGGACGACAAAUGCGAUGAUAAUGUUGUUCAAAAUUCUGAAUUACAAGACAAUAUCGAUGGUCUAUCGUUGUUGGCUAGCGUUUCACAGCAUAUACCACAUUUAAAGCCUGAAACCGACGUGAAGUCCGAACAGAUAAAAGUGAAAGAUUACGCAUCUUUGAGAUACACGUGUUACAGUCAAAUCAGCGAUGACGAGGCGAAUACAAACGAUUCAUCAAACACCGUCUCUCAGUUACUUGAAAAUCCAUCCACGGAAAUUAUUAAUAGAAUCGUUGGCAUUUAUCCCGAGGACACCAUAGAUAAACUCGCACUUCGCGUAGAAAUAACGUCUAAUGAAGCAGAAAAUGGCAAUGACACUGAGUUGUGCAAUGUUAUUUCUCAUCCGGAAACAGGCAUAAAUUACGACAUGGACACACUGACGCAUAAUUUGACCCCCAUAGAGAACAAUAUGCAAACCAUAAAAGAGAAUACAAACGUAAUAUUGAACGGAGAAACUAUAGUUCUGCUACAAAAGUCUCCCAACAGCAAUCUCUACAUUAUAAACAAAGCAGUUGAGAAUUCGGAAGAUCACAACAGCGAUGAAGAUAUCAACUUAAAGGAGAAGAACUGGAUACCUCCAACCGAAGAGUGUGGACAAUUCGAAGCUGUAGCUUCUUUAGAUCUCGUUUCCAGACAGAAUAUCAAGCAAGAGUUCAAUGAUAUUGCAUCGAACUGCGCGAUCCCGGGAUUCAACGCGGUUGAACAUCCUUUACAUAUUCCUGUCAGUCAUCCGACCACCUUACCACCGAUCUAUGGAGCUUGUGCCGGAAAUGCAGAACUGUGUGUACCAUACCACAAGCAUUGCACGUCAGUGACGUGCAAUCUCCAAAUUAACGCCACAACCUCCUUGCAUUCCUACGCGAAAUUGAACACCCCGUGUAAAAGAUCACAUUGUUCUUGUCUAAAUUGUUCCUAUGAUAUUGCUACGCAUUGCAGACAAUGUUCAUACCCGGCUACAGAUACUCACGUCUCCUGUAUUGAAAAUAGCCCAUAUUUUUUGCCGACGCAUUCAUCAGUACAAAGUCCUGCCGUCCACGAGCAUGAGAAAGCAAAAAAUAUUUUGAAAAAUAAAUCAUUGGAGCAAUUGGAACUGCAGUGCGACUCGGAGAAAGAUUUAUUCAAAAAAGAUACAGAUAAUAAAUUACCUUUGAAAAAGAGACUGAAAGCGCGUGCCAUGGCAUACGGCGAGGUAAGUUAUCCAGCUGUACCUAUGAUAUCCAUAGCUGCUUUAGAAGUGUUGGACGGUACACGAAAAAAAUCCGAUCAAAUCGUUAAAUCUGAGGAGUCACAUGACGACUAUCAUUACAAUUCCCAUUUGAUCCCGGGGAAAAAUCGAAUACACGUGUAUCAAGAGUCUUGCCUUCAGAGGACAGUGAAAACAUCCGCGCAAGAAAAAGAGAUGGAUCUCUCGAACGUGACGUCGAUGAAACAAUUCGGGAUAGAGACGAUGGAACAGGAAGGAACGUAUAAGAGGGUAAAAAAAUCACAGUCACAUCUACGCCAAACAAGAAGCUCAAAAAGAAACGUUCCUAAAGUAAAUUAUUCUUACACCGAUGUUGAUCCGGAAUGGAAUCCGUCCCGUGUGUCAAAACGCAAACGUAAAAAGACUAGUCGAUGAUCGAUACCACCUCAUUGUGAAAAUUCAUUAUUAUAAGAAACUUUUGUGGAAUUUAAGUAAUUAAAUGUACAUGGAUCCUAUAAGACUGUGGCCGUAAACCUGUAAAUAUUGUACAAACGAGAAGAUGAAUCAUCGUGAAAAGAUAUUUGCAUACCAUCAAAGUGUAUAGUACAACACCCGAAAAUCAACAUUAGUGUAACUUUUCGAAGAGUUUCAAAGUAAGAUCAUGAUAUUUAGAUCGUACCUGUAUUUCGUUGGACACAAGUAAUUUUAUACUAAAACAGGAAAUUCUUUAGUUUCCGUAAUUUCUUCUGCGUAAAACUGUGUAAUAUUAGUAGUCCACUUUAUUAGAGUUCAAUGAAUAAUUGAUUUUGAUAUAGUUUUAAUAAUUUGAGUUAAAUUGGUUGAUCAUAUAUAUUUAUAUAUAUGAUUUAUAAUCAUUUCAAGCAAAAUUUCAUCAUUCGUAUCAUAUUUGAAAUGUUUUAUAUAAAUCGAAUAAAACACUACAUUUACAAAGUAAUUGUAUGCAAAGAUUACGAUCUUAUAUAGAAGUUUGAUGGAACAAAAUUAGUUAAAUGCCAAAAAAUGAGACAAUUAGGUAGAUGACAACGUUGUAGUUUAA